UCCGAUUUUGUAAGCUGUCAAUGGCUAUAUGUGUGCCGGCCCUGUCUUAGCUGUUAGCGUCUAUCUGACUGACGCAGUAGCACGGUUUGUUUCGUAAUUUGUUGUUAUUUACAUUGUACAAUGGCUGAGGCGGCCGAAAGUGAGCCUAUGCCAUCGUCUAGUGAGGGUGACGUCGAGACUGACGCGAAAGAUUCCGAUGAGCCAUUGACUAAAAAACGUAAACUGACCGACAAAGAGGGGAGUGACAAGCUCGAGCAUAGGCUAGGAGGAAUCCUCUGCUGCGCAGUUUGCUUGGACCUGCCUCAGGCGGCCGUGUUUCAGUGUAGCAAUGGUCACCUCAUGUGUGCUCCAUGCUUCACGCACUUACUCGCGGAUGCACGGCUGCGCGACGAGGCAGCAACGUGCCCCAACUGUCGUGUGGAAAUCUCUAAGACGUCCGCCUCCAGGAACCUAGCCGUUGAGAAGACAGUCUCAGAGCUCCCUUCCGAGUGCAAGUUCUGCACACGCGUAUUCCCGCGUCAUUCGCUGCAGCACCACGAGGAGAACACGUGCGAGGAGAGGCUGACGGGGUGCCGCUACGCGUGCAUCGGCUGCCCGUGGCUGGGCCCCGCGCACGAGGGCGGCGCGCACGAGGCGGCCUGCGCGCACCCCGCCAAGUCGGCCGCCGACGUGGUGGCCACGCUAGCCGAGCGGGACCGCCUCGUCAACGAGGCGAAUGCAGUCUACAAUCAGGUGCUCGAUCUGCUCUCCUACGAGAAAAUUGCCUUUAACGACUUGCAGUUGAAGCCGUAUCGUACGGAGGAGUUCAUGCAUAAGCUGUAUUACGAGACAUCGCGCUUCUCCGCCUUCGGCCACCAGUGGGUGGUGAAAGCAUUCGUCAACAAGAACCAGCGCGACCCCACGCAGAGCUCCCAGCGGGAGAUCACCUACCAGCUGAUCCUGAAGAGCAAGGCCCCGGUGGGCCUGGGCGUGCAGUGGGUGGUGCUGCGCGGGCCGUGGGGCGAGGCGCGGCUGGGCGCGGCCGUGCGCGCGCACUGCUUCCACGAGGACGCGCCCGACGCCGCGCCCGCGCCGCUACCGCUGGCCGACCGCGACGACACCAACCGGCUGCUCUCCAACAAGGCCAUCCACUUCCGACUGAUGAUGUUCCUGUCGACGAAGUGAUCUCCCCUGUCCGACUGCCGACUGUCCGAGCUGUAUCGCUUCACACUCCACCACACUGCGUUUACCAAAGAACAAUGCAAUAAUGCCUCAUUCCACACAUACAUACCUACAACACACAGUCGUACACACCGACACACCUUUGAUACGCGCAUAAUAUGGAUCAAUCUAGUUUGAAGUUUUAUGCAGCACAACCAUAUCCAAAGUUUUCUUAGUGGUGAUUUGUUUACCUAUCUCCCUAACUAAAUGAAAAUACACGAUACGCGAGCUUGUCUACUCCACGAAACUGAAAAUACACGAAAAUUGUGGACAUGGUUCGUGCUGGGACUAAACUGUUUAAAAGUAUUGAGCACCCCCCUACAUAGACGUUGUCUUAACUUAUUCCGGGAAAAUUAAAAUAAAAUUGACUCAUAUGAAAAUAUAUGUUUAUUUAAUAUCAAAUAAUCAAUAUUUCGUCGAGUCACCCUUCGCUUUUAUGACAGCGGCGAGUCGUUUUGACAUAGAGCUAACUAAUUUCUUGCACUCAUCAGCUGAUAUUUUGUUCCAUUCUUGCGGAAUGUGCAGUUUGAGAUCUUCUUUGUUUGAAAUCCAGUAAUUGCGGAUCUUGCGCUUCAAUAUCCUUACUAUAUAAUAUUAUAAAUCGGAAAGUGAGGUUGUUUGUUUGUUUGUUCCGCUUUCACGCCCUAUCUACUAAACCGAUGGCUUUGGAUUUUUGCAGACGUAAAGUUAGAAGUCUGGAAUAAAAAAUAGGGUACUUUUUAUCCCGGAAAAAUUUGAUAUUCUC
Messenger RNA from Spodoptera litura, 1945 nucleotides. RefSeq names its product zinc finger TRAF-type-containing protein 1 homolog. Gene Ontology annotation, cellular component: nucleus. The record is from RefSeq and is a predicted model, not a curated record. NCBI's taxonomy places the organism in Eukaryota, Metazoa, Arthropoda, Insecta, Lepidoptera, Noctuidae.